Molecule: messenger RNA, 649 nt
Organism: Hylaeus volcanicus
Lineage: Eukaryota; Metazoa; Arthropoda; Insecta; Hymenoptera; Colletidae
Product: pre-mRNA-splicing factor ISY1 homolog
Exons: 4
Coding region: 1-609 (202 amino acids)
Biological process (GO): mRNA 3'-splice site recognition; generation of catalytic spliceosome for second transesterification step
Cellular component (GO): Prp19 complex; post-spliceosomal complex; post-mRNA release spliceosomal complex
Source: RefSeq, a predicted model, not a curated record
AUGGCAAGAAAUUCAGAGAAGGCUAUGGCCAUGCUGAAUAGAUGGCAUCAAAUGAAGCAUAACAUUGUCGUAGGAGUGAAAGGUAGACGUCCGCGAAGAACAGAAGACUCGGAUAAUAUUAAAGAAUGUGAAUAUUGGCGUCAUCAAAUUAUUCGAGAAAUUACUCAGAAAAUUUCGGAAAUCCAAAAUGCUGCUUUAGGAGAAACACGAUUACGCGAUUUAAAUGAUAAUAUAAAUAACCUUUUAAAUGAAAAACAAAGAUGGGAAACACGAAUCAAAGAUUUAGGAGGACCAGAUUAUUCAGUUACAUCGGCACGUUUAUCGGAUGCUUUAGGAGAAGAACUUGUGUCAACUUCCACGUCUGGAUAUAAAUAUUUUGGAGCUGCUAAAAAUUUGCCUGGUGUACGAGAAUUUUUCGAAAAAGAUUCAUCAAGUACGACUGAACGCAGAACACGGGCUCAAAUUUAUCGAAACAUUACACCAGAUUAUUAUGGCUGGCGGGACGAAGAGGAUUCGGAAUUACUUGCGUUAGAGAAAAAACGAGAGGAAGAACUUCAAGUUGAACUAAUGCAAGCCUGGCGAGAUAAUAACCAAUUGAAAAGUACAUGAAACAGAGACGUUCUUGUUUUAUUGUUUUAAAAAAAAAAAA